Molecule: messenger RNA, 445 nt
Organism: Strongylus vulgaris
Lineage: Eukaryota; Metazoa; Nematoda; Chromadorea; Rhabditida; Strongylidae
Source: the annotation of a GenBank genome assembly
GGCGUGGACGACAAGUGAUCGCUGUUGCUAAGACUGCUGACGUAAUUUUAAUGAUGCUGGAUGCGGGCAAAUCUGAUCAACAACGUCCUCUUUUGGAAAAGGAAUUGGAAAGUGUUGGAAUUCGUUUGAAUAAACAACCACCUCAUAUCUAUCUUUUUGAACAGAUUGGGGGAGUCAAAUUCACUCAUACCACUCCAUUGACACAUUGCAAUGAAAAGAUGAUUAUGACCAUCUUGCAUGAAUACAAAAUUUUCAAUGCAGAUGUGGUAUUUCGCGAAGAUGCGACUGUGGACGAGUUCAUUGAUGUUAUUCAAGGAAAUCGUGUUUAUAUACCUUGUAUAUAUGUAUACAAUAAAAUCGAUCAAAUAUCUAUCGAGGAAGUCGAUCGCUUAGCAAGAGAACCUCGAACCCUACUUCAUAAGUGUACCUACUGUUUUAUGUAGAA